AUGGACGACGCGGACCCCCGUCGCGAAGAGGAAGACGACCAGGACGAGGACGACGAGGACAGCGACGAUGACUACGACUUCGGCGGCGGCGACGACGACGUGGACGACGUGGGACCGGCCGUGGACGGUCGCGCGGCGCCACCGCCACCCCGCCUGGGGCCGUGGACAGCCACGCCCAACCCGGUGUACGGCCACCGCAUGAAGCUCUUCUGCCGCACAGGCUUCCACCUGGCCAUCGGGCCCAAGGGGCGGGUCACGGGCACCGAGAACCCCAACGACAAGUACGCUGUGCUGGAGUUCAGUUCAGUGACUAAUGGAGAAGUGCGAAUCCGUGGUGUUGAGGCCAACCUUUUCCUUGCCAUGAAUCGGCAAGGUAAACUCUACGGUCAGGCAAACAUUCGUCAAGAAGGGACAGUGUUUGUUGAGAUGAUGUUGGGUCGGUAUAAUACAUAUCUCUCGCGGAAAUUCGCUCACAUCGGCUGGUACGUGGGCAUAAAAAAGAAUGGCAAACAGAAACCAGGCCAGAAGACAGCAUGGGGACAAAAGGCUAUCCAGUUCCUGCCCAUCAGGGUGGCUAGGUGAACUGUUGUUCUCAGUAUU
Messenger RNA from Thrips palmi, 600 nucleotides. RefSeq names its product fibroblast growth factor 1-like. Gene Ontology annotation, cellular component: cytoplasm. NCBI's taxonomy places the organism in Eukaryota, Metazoa, Arthropoda, Insecta, Thysanoptera, Thripidae. The coding region runs from base 1 to 582 and encodes 193 amino acids. The record is from RefSeq and is a predicted model, not a curated record. The transcript is spliced from 4 exons. Gene Ontology annotation, biological process: positive regulation of cell population proliferation; positive regulation of gene expression; fibroblast growth factor receptor signaling pathway. Gene Ontology annotation, molecular function: growth factor activity; fibroblast growth factor receptor binding.